UUGGAACCUGUUUGGUAAAAAAUAAAAUAAAAUGUGACUUGAGUAGUCAAACAAGAGAUGUAUGUGUAAAAAAAAAACUAACGUUUCUUCUUAAUGUACUGUUUGUGUCUUUCAGUGAUGCCUACUCAGAAGUUGGUGCUGAUCAAGGAAGAGGCUCCUGAAGAACAGAUUCCUUAUGUGGACCAGGAGGACCAAGAAAAUCUCCAUAUAAAAGAGGAAGAGGAGGAACUGCGGACCAGUUUGGGGGAAGAGCAGCUCAAAAUGAAGGAAGAGACUGAUGCUUCCAGCUUUUCGUUUACUGCAGUUCCUUUGAAGCAUGAGGAUGAUGAAGAUAAACCUCUGUUCUUGCAGCUUCAUCAACUCCAAGUUGAAGUCAUAGAUUUUCCAACCAGCAGCUCAGCUGACAACCUGGAGUCAGCAACUAGUGGAAACUCCUAUGAAGGAACAGAAACUAAAAGAAACUCAGAUCUAAGUACACAUGAAGGUGUCUCUGUGUGUUCAGAAACGGAAGUCAGUGAGGAUGAUGAAGAUGUUAAUGAUGUGAACAGUACAGACUCUCAGCUGAAACACUUAGGAGACUCUGUGUCAAAAAUUGAAGACACUAAAAUUAAGUCUUCUCCCAGCAGGGUUCCUGACCCUUUUGUAAAAAUCAACAAAAAUGGACAGAAGCUGUUCUCUUGUACACUUUGUGGAAGAAGGUUUACCAGAAAGGGAGGUUUAAACAGACACAUGAGAUUCCACACAGGACAGAAGCCAUUUUGUUGUGGGCUGUGUGGGCGAAGAUUUACCCUAAAGGGAGAUUUAAACACACACAUGAGAAUCCACACAGGACAGAAGCCAUUUUGUUGUGCUCUGUGUGGUCAAAGGUUUACAGUAAAGUCUAAUUUAAACAAACAUAUGAGAAUCCACAUGAAACAGAAGCCAUUUUGUUGUGAUCUGUGUGAUCAAAGGUUUAUUGUAAAGAGUAAUUUAAAAACACACAUGAAAAUCCACGCAGGACAGAAACACUUUUUUUGUGAGGUGUGUGAUCAAGGGUUUACCAGAAAGAACAAUUUAAAAAAACACAUGAUAAUCCACACAGGACAUAAACCAUUUUGUUGUGUGGUGUGUGAUCGAAAGUUUACCCAAAAUAGCAGUUUGAGCAGACACAUGACAACCCACACAGGACAGAAGCCAUUUUGUUGUGAUCUGUGU
This is a messenger RNA of Austrofundulus limnaeus, 1194 nucleotides long. RefSeq names its product zinc finger protein 32. Gene Ontology annotation, cellular component: transcription regulator complex; chromatin; PcG protein complex. NCBI's taxonomy places the organism in Eukaryota, Metazoa, Chordata, Actinopteri, Cyprinodontiformes, Rivulidae. Gene Ontology annotation, molecular function: DNA-binding transcription factor activity, RNA polymerase II-specific; RNA polymerase II cis-regulatory region sequence-specific DNA binding. Gene Ontology annotation, biological process: regulation of transcription by RNA polymerase II. The record is from RefSeq and is a predicted model, not a curated record.